Molecule: messenger RNA, 1660 nt
Organism: Cuculus canorus (common cuckoo)
Lineage: Eukaryota; Metazoa; Chordata; Aves; Cuculiformes; Cuculidae
Product: omega-hydroxyceramide transacylase
Exons: 9
Coding region: 456-1586 (376 amino acids)
Biological process (GO): triglyceride catabolic process; lipid homeostasis
Cellular component (GO): lipid droplet; membrane; cytoplasm
Molecular function (GO): triacylglycerol lipase activity
Source: RefSeq, a predicted model, not a curated record
GAGCUGUGCCUAAGCCGGGAUUGGUGGAGAAUCCUGUUUAGGAAAACACCCUUGAUGAGGAAAGCACAAAGCAAAGAGGAAAUUUUACCUGGAUGUUUCCAAGCGUGAUGGCACAGUAACUCAAGGACCACUCCCAGCAGGGCUCCCGCGGCACUUGGUAUAAAAGAGGACCCUCGAUUCAACCCCAAUCAUCUGAAUCAUCCGUGGCUGAGGAUUACAAGAGCUGUUUUGAUCAGGGGAAAACUUCUGUUUUUAGCACAGGCAGCAAUUAAAAUAGCUCGUGAAUCUAAACGCCUCGGGGAGCCGUCAUAAAAGGAGGCAGAAAAUCCAUCUUGUGGACUCCUCUACAUCCAGGGAUGAGCCUGGAGAAAGCAGAGGAGGCAAUUGCUUGAGGUUCACCUGGGGAAGAAGGACAACCUGAGGAAUCGAGUCGGAUACAGCAAUUUGAUCCCGAGAUGGCUGAGGAGGAUCCCCGGGGUUCGAGCACCCGUUUCUCGCUCUCCUUUUCGGGCAGUGGCUUUCUCGCCCUGUACCAGGUCGGGGUGGUGCAGUCCCUCCUGGAGCUGGCUCCUGAACUCCUCAAGUCAGCAUGCAAGGUCUACGGCUCAUCUGCCGGCUCGCUCAUUGCUGCCGCUGUGGUGUGCGGCAUCGGCCUCGAUGACCUAAAGGAAUUUUUCUUUGCCAUGGCAAACGAAGUCAGGAAAACCAUCCUGGGCCCUCUCUCUCCCAAGUGCAGCUUGCUGGCGAAUAUCAAGACCGUUUUACAGCGGAUGCUACCUGAGGACUCCUACCAGCUGGCUUCAGGGCGGCUGCACAUCUCGCUCACGCGGGUGGCGGAUGGCCAAAACGUCAUGGCCUCUGAGUUCAACUCAAAGGAGGAGCUCAUUCAGGCUCUCCUCUGCAGCUGCUUUCUUCCUAUCUACUGUGGAUUCAUCCCUCCAUCCUACCGGGGCGUGCGAUACGUUGAUGGAGGAUUCACCGGCCUGCAGCCUGUUUCCAGUUUGGAGGAAGCCGUGAUCACUGUAUCGCCAUUCACAGGAGAGCUCGAUAUCUGCCCACGGGAUUGUCCCGCUAUCUUCUUCUGUUUCCAGAUCUUCAAUGGCAGCAUUCAGAUCUCCAUAGAAAACCUCUGCAGGAUUAGCUAUGCUCUCUUUCCACCUAGCGCCAUGGUCUUGAACGACAUUUUCUCCCAGGGGUACCAGGACACUGCCCUUUUCCUCUACAGGAACAAUGCCUUUGGCUUGAACUACUUCGAUGGCAAUUUCCGCUUCGCCAGUAUGUGUGGGAAGAACAACUCCACGCAGUCCAAAAGGACAUACACCGGUCUGUGCAAAAGGGUCCCUCAGUGCCUGGCUCCUUGCUUCCUGCCAGGCUUGGCUCUGUGGAGGAAGGAGCAGGUGACUGGACUGCAGGAUCCGCUCUCAAAGGUCCUGUUGCAACCAUACAGGCUGCCGGCUUUUGUCAGGAAGGGGGUGAAGAAGCUGUGGGGGUUGCUGGAGGGUAUCAGCUCCAUGGUAAAACCAUUCCAGAAGCUCCUCAGAACCAUAGUGCCUCGUUUGCCUAAGACAGCGGCAGCCAGGAGGUAACUACCCUGGAUGGGGUCUCCGACGCCAGGCGGUUCUGCUGCCCCAAGAAGCCGUGGAUGCCACCAGAGCUCAUU